This is a messenger RNA of Rangifer tarandus platyrhynchus (Svalbard reindeer), 351 nucleotides long. The record is from the annotation of a GenBank genome assembly. NCBI's taxonomy places the organism in Eukaryota, Metazoa, Chordata, Mammalia, Artiodactyla, Cervidae.
AUGGUUCCACCCCCCACCCCACCCCGGAACGGCAGGGAUUUGCUGCAGCAGCUGUUUACAACAGCAUGCCGCCCCCGCUGCUCCACCAUCCGUAGCAGCACUGAGGAGCACUCCUGCCGGUUCCCUGGUCUCAGACCUGUGAACACGACCUCCGGGGUCAAGGAGCCUGCGGGCAGGAUGCUGGCCAAGGACAACGCGCUGGGCCUCUUCCCAGACUGGGGGGUUGCAGGAGCCCUGGCUCCCUGGACUUCCCUGGAGAGGCCAGGAUUACAAGUCGAAUGUGUGGGGACCAAAUCCCCCAAGAAAGGCUCUGAGCAACAGAUCCAGGAGAAGAAAGAUGCUGGCAGAUAG